CUUCGCUGCUCUUCCCCGCCCACCGCGCGACAGUUCUAGCUGCGCCUGGACGCGCGGGCUCGUCAGCGCCGCCGAGAUGUCUGCGGCCUGGCCCCCUCUCCGUCGAGCGCAAUGAGCUGCCCUAACGGCCCGGCCCGCCCCGAGGAGGCCAGCGGCCUGGCAAUGGUGCUGAGCACGUUGGGUCCCGGAGCCGCGCGGGUCCUGUUCUACCCGACCUUGCUGUACACGCUGGUGCGGGAGUGGCUGCCCGGCUCGCAGCGGCCCUGGUUCAGCCGCGUCGACCGCUCCGUGCUGCUGGGGGCGCUGCCUCUGCGGGGACGGAGUCGCCAGUUGGUAGAGGAGCAGAAUGUCCGAGGAGUGGUCACCAUGAACGAAGAGUAUGAGACUCGCUUCCUGUGUUAUUCUUCUGAGGAAUGGGCGGAAAUGGGUGUAGAACAGUUGCGCCUUAGUACUGUUGAUUUGACUGGAGUCCCAUCAUUGGAAAACCUGCAUAAAGGUGUUGAGUUUGUGAUGAAGCACCGUGCAUCUGGGAACUCAGUAUAUGUGCACUGCAAAGCUGGCCGCUUUCGUAGUGCCACUAUGGUUGCUGCAUAUUUAAUUCAGCUCCACCACUGUACCCCUCAACAAGCAAUAGCCACCAUUCUUAAGAUACGUCCUCAUAUAAUCAUACGUGAAAAGCAAAUGAAGUUGCUGGAGGACUUUCAUACGUGUGUAGCAGUUGGAACUCCUGCACAGCAAGAGCCACCAAAGAUUCAGCAAAGAAAGAACAAGCCAUCACACAACGUGCAGAACCGUCCGCUGAAAACACCUGGUUCCUAACGUAUUGUUUAGGGGUAGACUGUUGUCUCAGCUACCACAAAGUUUCUUGAAGCAUGAGAGCAAAGGAGAUCUGGUAGCUUCCAGCUUUAUCAGUGCUAGGUGAACAUGGUUUGCCUCUACUGCUGGUCUCUAUUAUUACUUAUCUCAGUGCACCAGCAUGGGACCACUGUCAGCACUGCUCCCUCUCGAAUACAAGCAAUUAUAAACGAGUUGUUCCGGAAGGCCUUUAUUGAGACUUGCACCCCAAGGAUCUUACAGUAUCAACAAAUAGGCUUGACAUGAUUCUCCUCUUUUAACAUGUUCUCCCCCCCACCCCCGUAUGUCACAGAAUGAGCCCUCUAAAUAUGAGGGCAAGGGUCUAAGCUUUCCGUUUUUUUGCCAGGUAGUAACACAGUCGGGGAUAGCUGCCUCCUUUAUUCCAAGUUCAAUCAUAUCCAAUGCAUUGCUGAUGUUACUUUCAGUACCUCUAGCUAAAUUUGUCCUUCAUAGCCCUAAUAAGGGAGGAAGCCUUUUAUCUGCUAGCUGCAGCUCUAAGGGAUGUUCUGUACCGUGACAGAUUGCUGCAGUAGAUAGCCUGCAACUAAGACUGUAGAAAUACUUCAUCUAUUUUGCAUAGGGCUUGUUGGUAAAGGGUUUAGACCCAAGAAGCCUCUUAGCUGUGGGGUUCUGAGACACAAGAAGCUAACCAGCAGGAGACCACAGUGAUAGCAGUAAUCCAGACAGAACACAGAUGCCACCUACGUGUGGCUACAAUGCUGCUGCUUGUGAGCAGGAGUUGAAAGGUGGGGCAGGGAACUCUCUAAAGUAUUGUGAUCUUUCUCAAGGAGCUGGAGCUAUGGGGUCUAUACAUCUCUGAGCUGUUUAAAGGAAUGUAUUGUUCUGGCACUGCACCUUUCUUCCUUCAUGCCAACACAAACUGCAAAUUUGUGAGUAGCACCUUGAGGCCACUGCUGACAGUCACCACAGAAGUGGCUGGAUUGAGUUUGAAGGUGUUGGCAUCUCCCUUUUUGUAACGAUCCCGGAAGAUGUAGAUGUUGCCAUUACAACUAGCAAUUUUCCAAAGAGAUGGUACUGAGCUCCAGGCAUCUGGCAAGCAGAGCCGCGUGAAGCUAUCCAACAGAGGGUUAUAGCACAGCAGCGAAUCCCCCUCGGCUACAAUGAACACCAGGUCCUUGUGCACAGCAGCAUGCAUGCGCCCUGCAAAGGGUAACACGUAAGGCUUUACAUGACACUUCUCUGUAUUUGUAUCAUAACACUGGAUAAGCCGAGAGGGCUUGGUAAAGAAAUCAAGGUCAUUCUCCUCCCCGCCUAACAAAUAAAUGACACCGUUGAGAUUUACACCCGUAGCCCCAGACACUGCAACUUCCAGCUGGCUAGUCUCUGUCCAUACAUUGUCUCUUACUCUGUAGUAUAUGAUGGCAUUUGAGAGGAUAUCCUGCAGUGUCUUGCCCCCCAGUGAAUAGAUCGCAUCCUUGCUGGGCACAGAAACCAGAGUGUGUUGUAGCCUGUCACGGGGCAGGGGGGCACACCAUUCCCAGUCUAUCGUGGUGUUGUUGCAUUUCCACAUGCGUCGUGGAAUGGAUCCUCCAACAACAUAGAGGUCACUACCAUGCUUGCAAGCGGCAGUGAUUUGGUGACACAAACUGUUCUGACCACUAACACUGAUGGAGUCAUCAUCUGCACAAUGCAGUGAGACAGCAAGGGAAUGUGUACGGGAUGACUCCUUUCCAAUCAGGUAGAUAUGAACGUUCUCUCCAAUUUCCUAAACAAUAAAACAAAAUUUCAUUAAAA
Messenger RNA from Zootoca vivipara (common lizard), 2610 nucleotides. It is a transcript of the gene PTPMT1, whose product is annotated as protein tyrosine phosphatase mitochondrial 1. Gene Ontology annotation, molecular function: phosphoprotein phosphatase activity; phosphatidylinositol-4,5-bisphosphate 5-phosphatase activity; phosphatidylglycerophosphatase activity. Gene Ontology annotation, cellular component: mitochondrion. Gene Ontology annotation, biological process: protein dephosphorylation. Lineage: Eukaryota; Metazoa; Chordata; Lepidosauria; Squamata; Lacertidae. The record is from RefSeq and is a predicted model, not a curated record.